This is a messenger RNA of Toxorhynchites rutilus septentrionalis, 643 nucleotides long. RefSeq names its product zonadhesin-like. NCBI's taxonomy places the organism in Eukaryota, Metazoa, Arthropoda, Insecta, Diptera, Culicidae. The record is from RefSeq and is a predicted model, not a curated record. Bases 16 to 612 code for a protein of 198 amino acids. The transcript has a single exon.
AACACUUUUCUCAGGAUGAAGCCUACUGUAGCUGCAAUCAUUCUAACUGUUUGGAUUUGCAUCUUCUCUCCAUCUCCAUCAACUUGUCAAGAUCCCGUGCCAGAUGUUGUAGCAGUUCCUGUGGAGGAUCCUUUGGUCGAUCCAAUAAUAGAUCCUAUCGUAGAUCCUAUAGUAGAUCCAAUAGUAGAUCCUAUAGUAGAUCCUAUAGUGGAUGACAUAGUAGAGCCCAUAGUAGAACCAAUAGUGGAUUCUAUAGAGGAACCUAUAGCUGAUGCUAUAGCAGAACCAGGAGAUAUACCGAUCGACUCGGUAGUAAUAGAACCCAUCGAACCGAUCAUUGCUAUUGACCCAACAGAAUCCAAUCCGGAGGAAUGUUUUGGACCGAAUGAGGAAUACUCAGAGUGUGGUACGGCUUGUCCGGAAAGCUGUGAUAGCAGACCGCAGGCUUGUAUAAUGAUGUGUAUGAGUGGAUGCUUCUGCAAGGAAGGUUUUGUUCGGGAUGCCAACGGAAUAUGCAUUGAUCGCUACGAUUGCCCACAAAUGUAUUACCGUAUCCUCUAUUACUACUAUCCCAUCCGUGACUAUUUUUGGGGCUGGUAUAAUUGCUGGUAAACCUUCGUAAAUUUCAUGGAACAGACUUACU